UUCCGGAUACGUCACUCGGGGCUUCCGAGUUAUUGCUAGCUCUACCUCUGUGUUCAUGUCGUUUGACACUGUAAACGUCGCCUCGUUGCUCUGGAGUAAACACCAAAAGAGACCAUGAAAACGCCAAAGGAGCCUAAAAGCGCCGAAAGGUUUGAAUAUUGAGACGUUGCUGUCUGGAGCGACGGUAGGACCGAGAAGCGGAAUGUCAACAACGCGGCCCCUCCUCGGAAUGAGACGAGUCACCGAGCUAGCGUGCCCGGAGCAGCCGACCAAUAGGCUCCCUGCGUCAGCCGGGAAGCAGCAGCCAGAGACCCCUACCGUGGACGAGUUUACAGUGCUAGAGGAUAAAGAAGAUGACCUGAAGUGUGCCAAGCCUCGAGUGGAGCAGGUUUUUAAAGUCACGUUCACCAUUAUCGGUCUGUUGGACCACACGGGACAGCCGCACGGUAGCAAAACAUCACGGCAGAUAUGGCUGCAGCUCAGGGGAAACCGAGACGACGUGUCAAAGGCAAAGGAAUAUGUCCGAGGACUCUGUGACCCAGAGCUGCAGAAAGAAGAGAGGUACCCAGUGGACAUGCACUGUAUCUUUGCUGGUGCCCGGGGCCUCUUCCUGGACAGGCUCAUACGGGACACAAGUGCUGAAGUUGUGGUGCCUGAGCCGGGCCGCCUGCGGUUGUUGGGCCGGGCCGAACCCGUAGUGAUGGCCCAGAGCAGAGUUCAGCAAUUUGUAGCACUAUUCCAGGAAAAGCGAAGUCUACCGAGCGACAGAGAGCCGGCAGUGAAACGAGCGUUCAAGUCCUUUGUGGAGGAAAGGGAUGAUAAGUACACUAUGGAGCUUCUUUUGCUGCCCAGUGCCCUGAAGGAAGAGUUACUGGGACUGGCUCAUAGCCCCACUACCACAAACACAUCCUACCUGGUUCAGCUCAACCAGACGCUGCAUCUCGGCAUGGCAGAGGUGGACCAGGACCGCUCACAGAGCAGCACCCCUGUGACUGAACUCUCCAACCGCAUCCUGGGCACCAGCUUCGAGGAGAAAGGGGCAGCGGCGGCAGCAGCGAUUGGCGGCGGUGGUAAAGCAGGCGGAGCGAUCGGCUUCGGACCGGAGGCCGUCCUGCUCAACGGCACGCGGCCCUCGCACAAGCGGCGCUCGUCCGAGAGCGAGACUCGCGACACAAAGAGACAGUACUCUCUGGAGCGGAGGGACGAGUCGCCGGAGAGAGCGAGAGAGAGGGAGCGACAGAGGGACAGAGAAGGCCGGGGGGGCAGUAGCAGCUGUAGAUCCAAAACCCCCUCCGCCUCGUCAUCCCUCUCCUCCUCCUCCUCAGGCAAAGCGAACACAGUAGGCGGUGCGAUCAUGUUUGACUCCAGUGAACUCUCAGAUGACGGGGAGGCGGUAAGCCCCGAAACCAACCUCCGCUGCUUGGUCAAUUUCUUCAGAACCAUGGGUUACCAGCAGGAAGUGGUGGAGCGUGUCGUCAAGGAGACGGGACAGACGGAAGACACCUUCCUCGUUCUGGAGAAAAUCGUUGAGGAAACCAAGCGUUGUGAAGAGGGGUCAACAGGAGGGGGGAAAGAGAGACAAUUGAACUCUGUGCGCUCCCCAGACGCUCCCUCGUCCUCGUCCUCCUCCUCGUCUGUGGUCUCUCGAUUCCGAGAGAAGGAGCGCGAGCUGAGCCGAGCGCUGGUAGACCCGGCCAGGUCCAAAGAGAACAUUAAGCCCAAUCAGCAUGGAGGCAGUAGCAACGGCCUGGGGCACCGGAGGCAGUGCAGCGGCAGCGAGACCAGCACGCAGCAGGCCAUCACUAUCAAGAGGAGCGCCAGUGCUCAUGGGGGAGCAGGAAGCUACGAGGUUAUUACCAUUGACGAUGACGAUGACGUCAUCCCCAUGACGAAAACGGCGGACAGUAGGACGUCCCGGAUGAUGACGGUGCCACACCUGGACACCCAGUCAGGAUCCAGAACGGACUACCUGGCGCGGGGAGGGGGACAGCGGGACUACUUGUCGCGGGGUGGGACUCAGACUCUGGGAGGAUCAGUGAAGGUAGAGACUGUGACAGCGCUGCGCAGCACGCCUCAAUGGCUGACCGCCACCACCACGUCCUUAGCUUCGACCCCCAGUUCAGCUCAGCCUAUCGCCCGGCCCUCAGCCUCUCCCUAUCAGACCAUCGGCCACACGGGGUUUCAUGGCGUCGGAGCCAGGGCUCCCCCUGCAAACGACCCCCCAGUGCCCCCGGUGACUGGCUUUGCUCGUUUCCAUCAGUCGCUGAGGACUCCCUACACUCUGAAGCUGCCAAACGAGCCGGGACGUCAGGAGCUCAGACACAUCAUCAUAGAUGGCAGCAACGUGGCGAUGGCUCACGGUCUUCAUCGGUUCUUCUCCUGUCGAGGAAUAGCGCUGGCUGUGGAGACCUUUUGGAGGCGGGGCCACAGGGAGAUCACCGUAUUUGUCCCCCAGUGGCGUCAGAAGAGAGACCGACUCACAACAGAACAACAUUUUUUAAACCAGCUAGAAGACCUGAGACUGCUCUCCUUCACUCCCUCCAGAGAAGUGUGUGGCCAGAGGAUAUCCUCACACGACGACAGGUUCCUGCUCCACCUAGCAGAAAAAACAGACGGGAUCAUCGUAACCAAUGACAACCUGAGGGACUUUGUCAAUACCUCGGACACCUGGCGCAAGAUCAUUCAAGAGAGGUUGCUUCAGUUUACAUUUGUGGAGGACCACUUCAUGAUCCCUGAUGACCCUCUGGGGAAAAACGGACCUCAUCUAGACCUCUUCCUGCGUAAAGACAACAGGAUGGCUCCAGCCACUCCCCUCCCUCUGAGACCCCCAGACUUCCGGCUGUCCUCCCAGCAGCAGCAGCCGGUUUACGUCCAGGCCCUCCAUUCGGCUCCCCGGACCCCCGCGCCCCCGCCCCCUACCUCCCUGAUGCCCCACUCCGCUGCGCACUGGCCCCACUCGGGUCCACCCGAGUGGCACCCGCCCCGCCGUUCCCCAUCCCCCUCGCCCUCGCCCCCUCCCCAGCGGUCGCUGGGGGAAACGUCGGAGCUGAAGAGGAAGCUGUACGACAUCUUCCCCGACCAGAAGCAACGGAUCGACCGCAUCCUCAGCGACAACCCAUACAUGAGAGACCUGAACGCCCUGUCUGGCCUGCUGCUGGGAUAGAGGACUGGCUCAGCCCGGAGACUCAGCAGACACACACACACACACACACACACACACACACACUACAUAUGCAAGAAUAUUCAUGUCACG
Molecule: messenger RNA, 3253 nt
Organism: Perca fluviatilis (European perch)
Lineage: Eukaryota; Metazoa; Chordata; Actinopteri; Perciformes; Percidae
Gene: n4bp1
Product: nedd4 binding protein 1
Exons: 12
Coding region: 203-3163 (986 amino acids)
Biological process (GO): negative regulation of proteasomal ubiquitin-dependent protein catabolic process; negative regulation of protein ubiquitination
Cellular component (GO): PML body; nucleus
Molecular function (GO): RNA binding
Source: RefSeq, a predicted model, not a curated record